This is a messenger RNA of Cuscuta epithymum, 2100 nucleotides long. NCBI's taxonomy places the organism in Eukaryota, Viridiplantae, Streptophyta, Magnoliopsida, Solanales, Convolvulaceae. The record is from the annotation of a GenBank genome assembly.
GGAUACGAAGUGCACAAUUGACAAAAUACUAUCAGCCGCCGGCAGGUGGAAAAAGCAGAGAGCACUGAAAAUCACUUUCUGAUCUCUCACAUGAAGGCGUCGGCUUCCGUAGUCCAACAAUGGCCGCCAUAACUCCGACUGCCAGUCCCCUCCACUUGCCAGCUAAGGCUUCUCAGGUUCGGAUUUUCGUUGCGGGCUCUUACUCAAUUCUCCGUGUCAAAAACUUCGGCCUGUGGCCGCCUGAGAUCCGAGCCGUGUCCAGAAAGCUUCCGUCUCUUGAAGCCGUUAGGUGCUUCACAAAGUCUGCGGAGGAGAGCGGAACGGAUAGUUCGGUCAGUGACGAGGAGGUUAGGGAAGACGACAAUGAGAUUCAAUCGCAAUAUGCCUCCGUUGAUGCGGUUCGUCCCGACUUCUCCGACAGUUCGCUCAUUUCAAAGACUGGCACCGGAGAUUCUUUGUCCCUCGGCAUUCGUGAACCUGUUUACCAGGUAGUGGAAGUAAAGUCAAAUGGGAUGAUUUCAUCAAGGAAAAUAAACAGAAGACACCUGCUGAAGUCAAGUGGCCUCCGCCCUAGAGAUAUACGAAGUGUUGAUCCUUCAUUGUGGUUAAUAAAUUCCAUGCCGGCUUUACUGGUGCGUGAGCAUGCAAUUCUACUGAACCUGGGAUCUUUGCGGGCCAUAGUAAUGCAGGAAAGUGUUCUUAUAUUCAACUAUAACAGUCGCGGAGGAAAAGCUUUCAUAGAUGCAUUGUUACCUCGAUUAAAUCCUAAAAACAUGAAUGGAGCACAAUCAAUGCCGUUUGUGCUUGAGGUGGUUGAAGCAGCCUUACAUUCAAGGAUACAUCGAUUGGAGCAGAAACUGUGGAGUUUGGAACCUCAUGUACAAUCUUUACUUGAGGUUUUGCCUAAUAGAUUGACUGCUGAUGUGUUAGAGCAGCUCCGAAUCAGCAAGCAAUCAUUGGUUGAAUUAGGUUCCAGAGCAGGCUCUCUCAAACAAAUGUUGCUUGAUAUUCUUGAGGAUACUCAUGAAAUACGUCUUAUCUGCAUCAUGGGUAGAGAUUGUACCCUGAAGAAGGAAAAUGAUGACAUGGAAUGUGUUGUUCCCCUUGAAAAGCAGAUUGUAGAGGAAGAAGAGGAGGAAAUUGAAAUGCUUUUGGAGAACUAUCUUCAAAGAUGUGAAUCUUGUCAUGGUCAAGCAGAAAGGCUACUUGAUUCUGCAAAAGAAAUGGAAGACUCGAUUGCUGUUAACCUGAGCUCAAGGAGGCUUGAAGUGAGCAGGGUGGAAUUACUCCUGCAGGUUGGGGCAUUUUGUGUUGCUGCUGGUGCUUUAGUAUCAGGUAUAUUUGGUAUGAAUUUGAGAUCUUACCUUGAAGAACAAGCGUUCGCAUUUUGGCUAACAACAGCCGGGAUCAUUGUUGGUGCUGUUGUUACAUUUUUUCUCAUGUAUAAAUAUUUGAGAACAAGAAAGAUACUGUGAACCCCGAUCUAGCGGUGAUUUAAGCUGUUCUUAAUGUCUCAAUUCACAACCAUCAAGUGGAAGGGUAUUGUUUGUUUUGGGGGUUGGGCCCAGAGUCCCAGACGCCCGACGUUCUUUGCCGAAUGAAGCCAAUGGCACAAAGAACCCCUGUCAGUGUACGCUGUCCUGUUCUGGAUAAAAAAUCUAACCAUUUCUCAUCUCUGCAACACAGAAUAAGAGUGCUUCUCAGUUGGAUUUUGAGAAGAAAUAGGGAAACACUACUUUAAAGCCAUUAAAGGGAUGGGUGGGACACCAUUGAUAUCAUGCAGAUAAUUCUUAUGCCCGGUUCGCUAUUACUAUCACACACUUGGGCUAGACAAAAAAUAUAUAUAGGUGAGAUUGUAAUACAAGCAUGGGUAGCAUCAAGGACGUAGCCAAGAUCACCCCCCCACCCCCACCCCACUUGGGCUAGACAAAAAAUAUACGAUAGUAUAUAGGUGAGAUUGUCCAAAACAGAGAAUAAUGUAUGCAACUUUAAAUACUUUUCUAGUGAUAAUAACUAAAUUCACCAUCAUAUUAUUCUUGUUUCCAAUUUAUUUUGUAGAAAUUGUUUGUGUGAACUGCUUUUUUUAAGAGUGGUAUGGUU